UCACACCCGCACCCGCAUCGUAAACUGAACCCUCGGACCAGCGUCCACCGCGGCGUUUGAUGCGUUUCAGUCGGUACGCGGAUGCCGUCGCGAGAGCAUCGUCAUCGUUUGGCGUUCGGUGAAUCGCGUAAGCGCGGUGCGAGUCAGUGCAUAUCAACACAACCGGGCGAGACACAUUUUAAGAUGGCGCCACGGUUUCCGUGGCAACGAUGUCGGCCACCGUGGCUUCUAACGGUGCUUCCGGUGCUGAUGCUGAUGCUGCUACUGGGAGGCACCACCAACAGCUACGGGAUGUCCGUCGAUCAGGAUGCCACUUGCAGCCAUCUGGAUCGCCGCCAAUACAGCACCGACCAGGACCCGUCCGAGUCGAUGAUCGAGGAAGAAUUUCGGGGCCAGGUCACGGUACUGUACAGUGUUGCACCGCCGAAGCCCUUCCUGACGAGGCGUAUCUUCAAGGAACGGGAUCCUAUCUAUUAUAACAAAAUCAACUUCGACGAGCAGAUACAGCUAUUCCACAAUCUCUUCACUCGUUUCGAGAACAACGGUUACCGAAACGUGCAGUUCAUUCUGGGUGCGGCGCCCAGUCGCCAUCCAGACGAAACCGAAUUCGCCGAAUUCGAAGACUUUCUGGACAAUGUGACGAGCGUUGCGGCUGGGUACAACAUUUCCGUCUAUCCGAAUCCGCUGAACGAAAACGGUACCUUCGCCAUGUUUGGCCUGAAGGAGUUCCAGGUGUACGUGGUGGACCGCUGUUCGCGGAUUGCCUACAUUAUCGAACCGCCCUGGAGUCUGAUCCAGUACUCGUAUGUCAAAGCGGCCGUCCUAUCGACGAUGUACGAUCGACCUUGCGGGGAAUGCGAUGUGGAUAAUUUUCUCAAUGCAUCGCUACCGGAGAAGAAGCACAAUCAACUGGGUUUGCUGCCGGCAUUGAACGUGACCGAGACUGCGAGUAGCUCAUCCAUUGCGCCAUCGAGUUUGAACAUAACGGAAAGUGUAACAACUGCAACAAGUACGACGACGGUUACGCCUACGACAACGAUUGUGUCUACAACACCGAUGGCAUCCUAUGUCUCUCCUUAUGAUGAAUCCACGGAAAGCGAGGAGGCAUCGGUGGAGGAAUACUCCGAAGUGGUGACAACAACAGAUGAACCGCCUAUGGCGCUUCAGUCGUCGAAUAUCAGUGAGAUCAAUGUAACCGACAGCGCUGAAGACUACCCGUUUGCUAAUUUCAAUCCAUCGGGUCCAGAGCUUGUUCUUCCGUUGAAAAUCAUAAUCCCUGCGAUCCACAUUCAUUACGAUAAACCCAAAGAGAACAACACUUACAGCAAAUACUCGUACGUAGUAUUUCAAAGUGACAAUCCUUCGGUGCAUCAGCAUGGUGGAAAUCUCGAGUCAACCGAAGAGAAUUCGCUGCGCGAAAUCUCCUUGGAGCAUGGAUAUAGCGUAAAUGACACUUUACGGGUGAUCGGCAUCGACUGGCCUAUGGGGCAACUACACGAAAUACUUAACGCUACGUCGAUAUUUUACGACGAUCGCACAACGCAGGUGUACCACAAAGUGGCCCGGUACAAUGCCUCCGGGUUUGACGAACUCGAAGAAAUCUCGGUCAGCAGUCAGUACGCUUCCUGGAAGCGCCGGGAGGCCGAUCGUGCCGAACAGGCCAAAACCGAGAAGCGACACUUCAUCCGCAAACACUACGAACGGCUGAUACAGUGGCUCAGCUGGCAAUUCGACAAGUCUUGAUGGUUGGUAAGCUUUUUUUUGUGGGAGUUCGAAGCGGCGAACUAGACAAACACAACUUAAUCCUAGUGCUAUACUUUUAGAUGUCUUUACUAUAUUGCAACAAACUAGAGAUAUAUGAUAGGAAAAUAAACAAUACAACCUGUGUUAAUCGAAGUCGA
This is a messenger RNA of Armigeres subalbatus, 1901 nucleotides long. RefSeq lists its product as uncharacterized. Gene Ontology annotation, molecular function: selenium binding. Gene Ontology annotation, biological process: selenium compound metabolic process. Gene Ontology annotation, cellular component: extracellular region. NCBI's taxonomy places the organism in Eukaryota, Metazoa, Arthropoda, Insecta, Diptera, Culicidae. The transcript has 3 exons. The record is from RefSeq and is a predicted model, not a curated record. Bases 82 to 1743 code for a protein of 553 amino acids.